AUGACGGAAAAUAAUACAAAUAGCCAGAAAGGCGAAGGUUUGUACGGCAAUCCUAUCGGAUUUGCAGCCGAAAUGAAAAAGCUAGUCAAUAAGUCAGAGUAUAGUGAUAUCAAGUUUAUAGUUGGGGAUACCAAACAAAUGAUAUAUGCGCAUAGAAGCAUUUUAUCUGCAAGAUGUGACGUAUUUGAUACCAUGUUUCACGAUAAUUCCGUAGCCAUUGAAAAUAACGAUGUUCCUUACAUCCUAUCAGAUGUACAACCUGAUUCCUUUUUAGCUGUGUUAGAGUUUAUUUAUACCAAUUGCUGCUCUUUAACUGAUAAAAACGUUGUUGACGUAUUAGCAUCAGCCAUUGAAUACGGCUUGCGUGAUUUGGCAAAGAUAUGUGUUAAUUUCAUGAGCGAUUCCAUCACUAUUGACAAUGCAUGUGAAACUAUGCAGUCUGCAGUCACUUAUGGCCAAGCCGAACUUCAAAAGAAAUGCCUAAGUUUUAUCGAAUCCAAUACUAAGGCUGUAUUCAAGACCAAAGGAUUCCAUGAGAUGUCAGAUGAAGCUUUAGCUGUGGCUCUUGCAAGUAAUAAUCUGAAUAUUGAUGAAGUAGAUAUUAUUAAAGCUGUUCGAGAAUGGGCAACCGUUAAUUCUGUGGUCUUGGAUAAGAAGGUAUCUGAAGUAGCUUUUGGCAUAAUCAAACAUAUAAGACUGCCAUUGCUGACUCCAGAAGAACUAACCGUAGUAGAAGCUGAUAAUAAAGCGGAUCGUUUAAUACCGAUUGAACAUAUUUCCUAUGCUUGGCGAUAUCAUGCUCUAAAGAAGAAGGAAGCAGGCAAUCCUUUAACGACAAAACGUUCAGGAACGAAGCCUCGGCCAAAUUAUUCUUAA
Messenger RNA from Trichoplax adhaerens, 876 nucleotides. RefSeq lists its product as uncharacterized. Lineage: Eukaryota; Metazoa; Placozoa; Uniplacotomia; Trichoplacea; Trichoplacidae. The record is from RefSeq and is a predicted model, not a curated record. The transcript has 9 exons. Bases 1 to 876 code for a protein of 291 amino acids. Gene Ontology annotation, molecular function: protein binding.